UGCACAGUACUUCACAUCAGGAGAAUGCAUUUCACUCUGGCAUGGAGCAUCUUCUCCAAAAUCUUCAGAGAUCAAUCAGAAACGAAUAAAAAAGGUCUAUUAGGCAGUAAAUAUUCUCAAACAGGUACGUGAAUCGUGCUACCUCAAAUCUGGAAAAACUUGGAGUCUGUCCCAAAAAUGAUGCAAAUAUGCUACAUCAUGUGGAUGUUUAAUGUGCAGACCAGAUGACAUUUCUGUUGCUUCACUGAGCAGGUUGUUCAGUCACUGCAGUAUCAAUGUAUUUCUGUAACUUUCCCCUCCUCAUUAGGCCAAACAUGCCUUAAUGUCCUCUGUGUGAGCCAAGUAAAGACGUAUUUGAGGUCACAAGCUUGUUUACAGCAUUACAUCCACAGAGCUUUCACAGCAUCCAACACUCCACGGAGCAGUCAGGAGAGACGGAUCACGAAGAGCAGGACGUCCACACAUACUUUCUGUCUACACGAUCCUGCUUCCUAAUCAGUUUUCACUCUGAGUAAGGAUCUCGCCUUCCCAGGAAGAUGAUGGCGGCUGCGCAGGUGUCGGCCCUGAGCCUGACAACAUCCUCUGUGGACACAGAGGACUAUAGCAUUUAUGCUAACAUGUCUGAGGACCAGCUCCUGCAGAUAGCUAUCGAGCGAAGUAUAGCUGAUGCUAAUGCUCAACAAAACUAUUCUCGCAGACCACGACUGAUGCCACAGUGUUCACAUCUUCCACGGUCUCAGAGCAUCCCUCCUCCUGCAAACCCACCAUCUAAUGCAUCUGCUAACCCAGCGGCUAAUCCACCAGCUAACCCACCACUCAGGCUGUCAGCUAGUAUCAGCCAAGGUGCUCCAUACCAGGACAACCAUGAAAUGAUUGCAUGGAAAAGAUACAGUGAAUGUCUACGGGUUACUAUCGAAUCGGUCAAAGAUUUAGACCCUUUUCUAGCAGCGAUUUGGAAAGGUGAUGCUAAGACUCUAAGUGUGCUAAUAAAAACCAAAUCCAGAAACCUUUUGGAAGCUAAUCAGGAGGGUUGGCUCCCCCUGCACGAUUCUGCUUACUACGGCCAUGUUGACUGUCUAAAGAUUUUGCUAAGUGCCGAACCAGAGACGAUUAACAGAUGCACCCCAAAGAACCAAACUCCACUUCUACUGGCCACGAGUCGGCGACAUUCAGCCUGUGUCUGUUAUCUGUUGGAGAAGGGUGCUGAUCCCAACCUGGCAAACAACCAGAGGGAGACUCCACUGUACAAAGCUUGUGAAAAGGGAGCUGAAGAAGUUGUUGGCCUUCUAUUAAGGCAUGGAGCACUGGCAACCAAGUCAACUCUGCAAGGUGUAACCCCACUGCAUGAAGCAGUGGCAUGCAAAAAUGUGGAGAUAUGCAAGAUGCUACUGCAAGCAAAGGCAAAACUGAUGGCUAAAAACAUUUAUGGCAUAGAUCCGCUAUUUACAGCAGCUCAGUGUGGUUUUGCAGAAGUUCUUAGCUUCCUGCUCAUGAAAGGUGCGGACGUCAACACUCGGGCUAACGAUGGUGCCUCAGCCUUGUUUGAAGCCUCUAAAAAUGGUCACAGUGCAGUCGUGGAGAUUCUCUUGUCCAGAAAGGCAGAUGCUAACAAAUCUAACAAAGCUGGACUAUUUCCUAUUCAUGUUGCUGCUAAAAAUGGACAUGAUGGAAUUAUUGCGAUGCUAAUACCAAGAACUAGCAGGGACAAAAUAAAGCACUGUGGCAUCAAUCCUCUUCAUAUGGCCGCAGAGUGCAACAGAGACAAUGUUCUUGAGAUGCUGAUAGAUGCCGGUUUUAAUGUCAACUCCAUGAUGUCAGAGGAUUGGUCCAAAAUGUAUGAGGAUCAUCGCAGCACCGCGCUCUACUUUGCCGUGUCCAACAGUAAUGUAUAUGCAGCCACAAUGCUCCUGGAGGCUGGAGCCAACACAAACCUGGACACCUUCAAUCCUCUACUUGUUGCUCUGAGGAAGAACUGCAUGGAAAUGGUUAAGCUUCUGGUCAACUAUGGUGCGAAUAUUAACUCCAUUCUCCAAACUCACCCCACUGACUUCCCAGCUGCUUUGAUUUUUUGCUUGAAUUACUUGCCAAUGUUUAAGUACCUCAUGGAUAAUGGAUGUGAUGCCCUAUCGUGUUUUAAGUGCAACUAUGGCAGCCAUCCUCACCCACCCAUAAAAUCCAGCAGAGACGGAAGAGACAGGCUAUAUUACAUCAGCGAAGAAAAUUCAGAAAGCGUACAGUUCUGUGAGGUGAUCUCCAGGCCAUCAGUCUCCAGUUGGGCUGGACCCAUCAUUGACAUACUUCUAGACUACGUGGGUCAUGUGAACCUCUGUUCCAGACUUAUUGAACAUCUGGACAGUUACAGUGAAUGGGCUCAAAUCAAAGACAAAGCAACACCUCCUCGUCCAUUGAUGCAGCUCUGCAGAGUAAAGAUUCGUCAGCAGCUGGGAAUCCAGAGACUAAGACAGAUGAACAAUCUUCCUUUGCCUGGGAGGCUUAUCAAGUUCUUACGGCAUGAGAGAGAAUAAUUUAUUAUUA
Ictalurus furcatus (blue catfish) is the source of this 2535-nucleotide messenger RNA. Its product is annotated as ankyrin repeat and SOCS box protein 2-like. The transcript has 10 exons. The record is from RefSeq and is a predicted model, not a curated record. Lineage: Eukaryota; Metazoa; Chordata; Actinopteri; Siluriformes; Ictaluridae. Gene Ontology annotation, cellular component: ciliary inversin compartment. Gene Ontology annotation, molecular function: protein binding. The coding region runs from base 537 to 2525 and encodes 662 amino acids. Gene Ontology annotation, biological process: protein localization to ciliary inversin compartment; intracellular signal transduction.